This is a messenger RNA of Peronospora matthiolae, 831 nucleotides long. The record is from the annotation of a GenBank genome assembly. NCBI's taxonomy places the organism in Eukaryota, Oomycota, Peronosporomycetes, Peronosporales, Peronosporaceae.
AUGAAUCGCACGCUGGUCGAGUGUGCGCGUUGCAUGAUGGAACACGCUGGACUGGGAAAGAGCUACUGGGGUGAAGCAGUGAUGACGGCGAUGUUUCUUCGAAACCGCUGUCCAACACGUGCCAUUCACCAAGACAAGUCUCCAUAUCAAGUGUGGACGAUGAAGAAACCGAUUCUGGCCAACCUUAAAGUGUUUGGAUGCCACGCGUAUGUUCAAGUGCCUCAAGACAAACGCGCGAAGUUCGACUCCAAGUCAUCACUCUGUCGUUUCCUGGGAUACGCCGAACACCAGAAGUCAUAUCGAUUUGAGGGAGUGUCAACAGGAGCGAUCAAGAUCAGUCGCGAUGCCACAUUCAUGGAAGACAAGUUUGAUGAAGGUCCGCGCAACUACAACGAUGAGUCAAGUGUCGUUGAGUUUGAUGAUCAUGAUGAGGACGAAGAAAAAGAAGAAGGUAAAACUGACGACGACAUGGACUCGAGCGACGAUGACAACGAAGACACCAGGUCUUCGAAGAGCAACAUCAAGAGACACACGCGCACUCAAUCACUUGAGAAAGCUACCGUCAUUCCAAGUCCCAAGCGAAGAACAUACAGAGGUCCGUCGCUUGAGCAUGUGUCAGCGGCUGCAAUGGAUUUUGAAGCAGCCUACAUCGUUGAUUCAGUGGGGAAACGCCGACUACAUUCAAGUCGGCGAUGGAAUCAAGCGACUCCGGCAAGUGGAAAGAAGCGUGUGACUCGGAGUUCGAUUCGCUUCAGAGAAACGACACGUGGGAAAUCGUGCCUCUUCCGAAAGGUCGCAAGGCCAUCGGGUGCCGAUGGGUUUUUCGUGUAA